Pangasianodon hypophthalmus (striped catfish) is the source of this 6321-nucleotide messenger RNA. RefSeq names its product galactose-3-O-sulfotransferase 3 (gene gal3st3). Bases 2066 to 3400 code for a protein of 444 amino acids. Gene Ontology annotation, biological process: glycolipid biosynthetic process. Gene Ontology annotation, cellular component: membrane. Gene Ontology annotation, molecular function: galactosylceramide sulfotransferase activity. The record is from RefSeq and is a predicted model, not a curated record. NCBI's taxonomy places the organism in Eukaryota, Metazoa, Chordata, Actinopteri, Siluriformes, Pangasiidae. The transcript has 3 exons.
GUUCGAGUCCAAACACCACCUCAGCCAGUUUCUCAGAAGCAUUCACCCAUGAAGACAAUCAUCAGUAUUAAUAUGUAAGAAAUAAAACGCAACAGGGUGUGCCAUUAUAGGAAAAUAAUCACUGCUGAGUUGAAUUUCUGUUACCACACAGACGUUGCUUUUAUCUAUUAAAGAAUGUCAUGUUACUUGUUAUCCAUUUAUAAUUACAUUUAAUGUCUGUGAAACAAAUUAGUUCCUUUCAUAACUUACAUUAUAGCAGCAUCUGUCUCUCUUUUCUCUCUCUUGACGUUAAUAAGACAACAAAAUGCCAUGAGUAGCCAGUGCUACUGCAAAUUACAGGUGUCGUAUUAACACACUUGCACUAAUGUAUGAUUGUUAUUACGCUUUUGUGAAACAAAUUUGAGGUCAGUUUUAUUUUCAGUUUAACAGUGAUUCAUUGCUCUGCAGUAUUACUACAGAGUUUGGGUAACACUUUACAUUACAAACUGAUCAUUUAUAGUGCUUUUAAUAAAUCAGCGAUUACCUGUGUUUAAUUUAUUUAAUGUUGCUGCUAGUGUUAGUUACUGCUGAAUAAGUUUUGGGAAUGACCCACUGAGAACACUUUUAAUUAAUAGUUUAUAUUAGAGUUUUGUUCUAAUAAUAUUUAAUAGAAUACUGUAUAUUUAUUAACAGUCUAAUAACUGAUGGUUAUUAUAAUGCCAGUAAAUUGAUGAGGAAAUUUACUCAUAAACAGAAGUAAGAUGAAAACUAGUAUGUAUGAGUUAGUCUCAUUUAUUAAGCCAUAGGUUUCGCAGAGGUUAUCUUAAAUGCCCAGGACAGUCCAGUGUCCAUUUUGCCUCCAUAUCACAAUGAGCUAUUGAUAUUGAUCACAAGAGUCUGAAAUGCAAUGUGUGUGUGUGUGUGUGUGUGUGUGUGUGUGUGUGUAGAGUGUAAUCCUGAAAAUCUGAAGGGAGAUCAACAACAUACACUGAAAAUCCAACGUGAUGGACUCAUAUGAGACCAUCUGGACACAAACUCAACACUGUAUGUGCAAAUCCAACACUGUUGGUGUUAAUUCGUCACUAUAGGUGCAAACUGAGCUCUACAGAAGUUAAAUUCACCCUUACAGAGUUAACUGUGCCCAGACUAGCACUGUUCAUACAGUGUGCUAUGAACAGUGGCAUUCAUUCAUAUAGGAAUCCAUCAUACUGGAGGAACCAAAUCAAGACUCAGCGCAUGUAUUUGAUGCAGUAGGCUCUAGUGUUACUGUAGGUGUUAGUUAUUAAAGCACAGUGGUGGCUCAGUGGUUAAAGACCCUUAACCCUCUCUGCUCCAGGAGUGCCACAACAUGGCUGCCUCUGUGCUCUAACCCCAGCUUCCUAACAAGCUGGGAUAUGCAAAGAAAACUGUUUGACUCUACUGUAAUGUAUAUGUGAGGAAUAAAGGCUGCUUCUAAUUCAGCACUGCAGGCAUAGAUUCCUCUCUCACAAUAAACCAAGCUGUUGUGGUUUUUUUAAUGCACAUCUACUUCUUUUCCCCCUCAGUUCUUCAUCCCUGCCUGCUGCUGAGAAUAAGAUUACUGACUGAAAUAGGAUUAUUGAUUGAUUUGGGGGAUUAAUAAAGGCGUUGUCACGUGACCCAUACGACAAGAGGAUGAAAUGAAAUUAAAAAAAAAUCACAUCACAUAAUAAGUGAUCGAAGUACAGACAUAGUAAGAGAAGAAGGUAUAACAAUUAGGUAGGAAGAAAAUCCGUGUGUGCGCGCGCGCGCGCGUGUGUGUGUGGCUGCACGCGCAUUGGUCACUGAAGAGGGGGGAUUAAAAGAGGGGGGUCGCGGCGGUGGCGCGCGCACACCACGGACUCGUCGGUAAAACAAGCGGCCAUCAGCGUGAAAACGAGUCCUCUCGUUACGUCACGGCGCCGGGAAUAACACGUCGGAGGCUUAAAAGCACGCGGUGUGUGUGUGCGUGCGUGCGUGCGUGUGUGUGUGUGCGUGCGUGUGCGUGUGUGUGUGUGUGAUGGAGAAGUGGAGCGAGCAGAAUACAUGAAGCCUCUUUAUCAGGAGCAGUUUAAUGACAGAGUAACAGAUGAUGUCCCAGAAGAAGAUUUUCCUGAUUCUGGUGGCAGUUAGUACUGUCAGUUUGCUGUUGCAUCAGGGGGGUCACCUCAGCUGGACCAUGGAAGUAUUCCGAAUGAACUGCCCAUCCCUGAACCCUCCUCAAACUAGCACCACUUUCAAACACACCAAUGUGGUCUUCCUCAAGACGCACAAGACAGCCAGCAGUACUGUGCAGAACAUAUUCUUCCGCUUUGCCGAACGCAACAACCUCACGGUGGCGCUGCCAGUCACCCAUUGUGACCACCAGUUCUGCUAUCCGCGCAUCUUCAGCAGCCAUUUUGUCCACCCCCACACCAUGCCGCCGAACAUUGUGACCAGCCACCUGCGCUUCAGCCGCUCUGAGUUGCAACGCAUUAUGCCCAAUAACACCAUUUACAUCACCAUCUUGCGUGAGCCUGGUGCCAUGUUUGAAUCCCUGUUCAGCUACUACAAUCAGUACUGUGAUACUUUUAAGCGAGUCCCCAAUGGUUCUCUGGAAGCAUUUCUGGACAAUCCCUGGGCUUACUAUCGUCCACAGGAGAAAGAUUCAAUGUAUGCCAGGAAUACGCUGACCUUUGACCUGGGCGGCGAUAAGGAUCGACCGUCUGCAGACGUGGUGAGGUAUGCGAAGCGAUUUGCUGCAGAAGUGGAGUAUGUCUUCUCACUGGUCAUGAUUGCAGAAUAUUUUGAUGAAUCGCUAGUCCUGCUGCGGCAUCUGCUGUCAUGGGACUUAGAGGACGUGCUCUACAUCAAGCAAAACAUGCGAAUGCCUUCAUCUAAAGGCAACCUUUCUGAAGCACAACUGGGCAAAAUCCGGGAAUGGAAUGCUAUCGAUGCCAUGCUGUAUGACCACUUUAAUGCUUCACUUUGGAGGCAGCUGAAUGAACUGGGGCUAGCUUGUGUUGCUAGGGAAGUAAAGCUGCUGCGUCGUGCCCAAGAACAGAUGAUACGUAGCUGCUUUGGUGGAAAUUUGCCUCAGCUACGCUCAGCUGCAGAGAUCACCAACAAAGAACUGCGGCCCUGGCAGCCCAGCUCCAAGGUGGCUAUUGUUGGGUACGACUUACCUGUCAAUGCAUCAAAGGAGUCUGGCAUGUCAAAGGACAUGUGCCUGAAAAUGAUCAUGCCCGAAGUGCAAUAUUCAAAGCAACUGCUGCACGUGCAGAUGCUGCGUUACAGGAGCAGGUAUUUUUUAAAUAAUGUGCUGAAACCCUCUGGCCAGCACCAACAACCCACUGGUUCCAUUUUACGUCAUUCAGUCACACCGGGGAGGAGCCCCAGAGCACGGUCCUUCCACCAGACACGUCAAGUUGGGUCACACAAUUAGUCCCAUCGUUUUCUUCUUUUCAUCUUGUGACACAGACUGCAGGGAAAGAGCUUUGAAGCACAGUGAAAGUCCAAGAUUAUACCAGCCAUCUAAAACUCCCUCCUCAGGACCUGUUUACCUGUGCCAUUUCAGUGUAUGGCUUAAAGAAUUCCUCUAAUGAGGACUUUGCUAGCUGGAUCUGUGAAUCUCAUAAAGACCAGAGUAUGUGUAUGUGUGAUGCUUUUUGUUAGCUGUAGGAUGUGACUGUAUAAAUACAGCACUCUCUCACGUGAACAUGCACACACAUACAUACAUGGUACAAACAUACAUUCUGCCUCUGCAAGCACAUAUCCUGAGGACAUACGCUUCAUUGCCUGGGUCUUGAGGAAAGAGGGGUUUAUCCAUAGGUUUACCUUUUACAUUUGGCAAUAAUGUGGCUUCAUGACAACAUCUGGAGUAGGCACUAGAGGUAUUUGCAUAUAAAAAAAAACUGCACCAUUAAAGGGACAGUCAGCAAAUUUAGCAGGUAACAGCCUGAGUUAGAGUUUUUAAGUUUUCUAACUUUAAAAUCAAACAGCCGUGCUCAUCCAUGUUUCCAGCCAAGCUACACCCCAAGACAUAGAGAUGUGUGCUGCCCCGGCUACAAUGCCUAAACACUAGUGCAAGAAGUGCUGCGUACUGAAUUGACAGGCAAUAUGAUUGACUUCCUUGUCUUGAUUGGUUGGAUGUUGUGGUCCACAUCCUUUGUUUUUUUUCCCCAGUGUAAAGAAUCUGGGGCAGCACAGAGACUGUGUUUUUCUCCUGACUACAUUAUAUUCUCACUUUAUCUAAGCAGGCAGAAUGGAAGGAGAAAAGCAUUCUGACUUGAAAUUUAUCAGGGCUGUGCUUCAGUCAAAUGACAGAAGACAUCUGUAAACUCCUUCGUUUGAAUCACAAGAAGUUCUUGCCAGACAUUGAAGACGCAACCCUCUUAUAGGGUGAAAAGCAUUUAAAUAUUUAAUAAUUUAAUCUUCAGUUUUUCCUUGGAUGCUGCUUGGGUUACACUGCCCUGCAUUUUCUUCCAGUUGUUGCAGGAGCAUGCUGAUCAGCUCAGAGCAGAGGAUGGCAGAAAGAAUUAAUGAGGGACAGAAAAAAAAAAGCUAAGACAGAUGAGAAAAUGGACUGUCAUGCUACUGUGCAAGACUCACUAGUUUCGGGAAGCAAUUUGCAGUAACACAGUGACCUUGAAACCUUCCUCAUGACAGGUAGUACAGUGUUUUCACACUGUUGUACAAUUACAUAUAAGGCUUAACUUCUCAUCUGCCGACAGUCUCACCGUGAAAGCCGUCCUCACAGCAAAUGUACAGGAUGUAAUUUAUAGUUUAUAUUUAAUAUUGAAGCUAUUUGAUUUGCUUUAAAAUUUUCUCUUAAUGCUGGUACAUGAUUAGAGUGUAUUCAGGUUUAUUUUUUGACAACAGGUUUUUUAGUCUUGAGUGUCUCAUCUGUGCACCACUGGAAAAAUUGUGUGUGUGUAAACCCAAGAAUUGUAAUACUGCAUUCCAAAAAUUCAAAAGUCCUCGAUUUUCUUUUAUUGUAUGUGUAACAGAAGGUCACCUAUUAUUAUUAUUAUUAUUAUUAUUAUUAUUAUUAUUAUUAUUAUUAUUAUCAUCAUAUACCUAGCAGUAUCUGAGAGGCAAGUUGUGCUGUGUCAAUCAUUUGAUUUGCUUCCUUUUUAUUAUGCACAACUAACAAGCAUUUGGAGCAUUAGAGCUUUAUCAGAAUAUGAUUUUGUACUUUCAUGUGAUUUAACCCUGCCUGUACUAGGUAAUAGACACCACACGUACACCUUGCUUUAAAAUGGAUUGCAAUGUACAACACAUAAUAAGUGCAAAUGAUAUUCCUCCCAUGAUAAAUGAGUUUAACUAGUAUGACAAGUCAAUUUAAAAUUUAUCUGUGAAGCCAGUGGUUGUGUAGUCACAGGUGUGUGUAGAUGCCUUUGAUCCAGUAAAUCGAGAGCCGAUCUGCAAUGUGAGCUGUGGACAGGGUCAUAAACCAAACCAUGUGAGCUAUGCGCUUUUAAAAAUUGCCUGCUCUUGCAAAAAAAAAGGAUUUUUUUCAUAUUGGAUUCUAGUUUAGAACUGUUUAUUAAUGUAGGUCAUACUAAUACAUGUGAACAAUACACACACACACACACUUUUCAUCUUCUCUUUCAUUUAGGUUAAUAACAAAGUAUCGAAGAUUAGGUGAGAAUACUGUCUCGCUGAGUGAGGCGACGCUGUACUAGGCGACGCUGACAAGCACCUGAUGCUCACACACAUCAGCCAGUUCACACCUCGUUUUCACACUCAGAACUGUGUAUCUUAUCCGUCUCACACUGUUGUGAGCAGGAGAGAGCGAUAAGAUAAACCAGGGCUCGGAUACUACUUGAAUCAUAAUAGCGGGAUCUUCAAGAUCUGAGAUUCCUUGUCAUAUUAAUAAGUGCUCUUGUAUUAUGAAUUAUUACAUACAUAUAUAUAUAUAGUUUUUUGAGUAAUAGAGCGUUUUAAACAGACACCCGUCAUCAGCUGGCCAAGCUGUAGGAUGUGACCUGCUUCCUUUAUUCCUGAAUUCCUAAAUAAAAAAUAAAUUCCUUUAUUUUUCAAUGACUAAAAAACUGACUGAAAACAAUGAAAUUGUACUGUAUGUGAAUAUUAGUUGUUGGGAUUUUGUCAUUUUGCUUGAGAUUAAAAAAAAGGUUCUCAGAUCUUAAAAGGGUACUCUAAUGUAUACUGUGCUACUGUUCCCAUCAGAUGGACAUAAAAAUAAAACACGACUGUGUCGUGUGUGAGACACUGGAUUUGUUCUAAGUUCAUUUUCAAACGGCAUGUUUAUUUUGAACAGGAGCUUUAAAUAAGAUGUUUCUGACAAUCAGAUUUAAGAUGUGUUAAGUUAUGUAAAGAGAAUAAAACCAAUAAAAAUUAAAA